This is a messenger RNA of Nycticebus coucang (slow loris), 465 nucleotides long. Its product is annotated as small nuclear ribonucleoprotein G-like. Bases 1 to 312 code for a protein of 103 amino acids. Gene Ontology annotation, molecular function: RNA binding. Lineage: Eukaryota; Metazoa; Chordata; Mammalia; Primates; Lorisidae. Gene Ontology annotation, biological process: mRNA splicing, via spliceosome. The record is from RefSeq and is a predicted model, not a curated record. The transcript has 3 exons. Gene Ontology annotation, cellular component: SMN-Sm protein complex; U1 snRNP; spliceosomal tri-snRNP complex.
AUGGGUCAUCAGGGGAUGGAGCGAGAUGAAUCAAGGAGUGGCUCACAGUUUGCAGGAGGCUUGAGGAGAGCAGCAAGAGUAGUUACCAUAAGCAAAGCUUACUCUCUUGAGUUGAAAAAAAUUAUAGACAAGAAGUUAUGGUUGAAAUUAAAUAGUGGCAAACACGUCCAAGGAAUAUUGCAGGAAUUUGAUCCCUUUAUGAAUCUUGUGAUAGAUGAACGUGUGGAGAUGACAACUAGUGGGCAACAGAACAAUAUUAGAAUGGGGGUAAUAGGUGGAAAUCAUAUCACCAUGUUAGAAGCCUUGGAAUGAGUAUAAAUGAUGGUUCAGCAGAGAAAACAGGCCUCCCUCCUUUUAUAAUUUCUGCCCUUAACUUCUUCAGGGGCCUAAAACCGGCCCCCGUCCAAAGAGCCUGUUUUACUUACUAUAAUGACAAAAUCUGGUUGUGUAUAUUUUCAUAUUUAA